GCUCCCUUCGCCCACCCUUUCCCUGCUCAUCUUUGCUUCUUCCAUCCUCGCGCGUCGAGCCUCAAGCUUCUUGUCUCUCCUUCAACGGCCGACGAUCGCUAGCAUUUUUAGAAACGCGCCACCUUACGUAUUUUGGGAGCGGCCACUGCGUACAUACACACAAGCUGCCUUCCCAAGUACCUACAUAUCUAUCUAUCGCCCACCGUCGCGGCUCCGCACCCUCCUCCUGGCCAGCCGUUGCGGGUGCCGAGCAACUGCUGCCCACCGGCGCUCGUUUGAUCGUCGCCCCGGGCCUGCAAUCGAAGACACUAAAGACUGUUGCGCGGCGACAAACGGACACGUCGAAAGCCGAGCCUGGGGGGCAGAACGCACGCAGCCCUGUGCACGGCUCUUCUGCAUAGGCCCCUUUCGCUAAGCUCACGCGAGGGUCACCGCUCACCAACAACACCAACGCGCUGUGCAGCCGGGGAGCCAAGGGCACGAGACGUCACAGAUCCGCCUAACCCUCGACGACCAUACGCGACCGAACCCCGGGGCCUUGCGACGGCGUCCGCAUCUUCCCGCCUUUCAUUGACUGUUCCUCCGCGCGAACGAGACUGGACAGGACGACGCGAGCCGAAACGAACCGAGCCGGCUUUCUCCUGUACGAAGCCGAGACGCCGUGCGCCAUUUCCACUUGGGGCAGGACCCGGGCAGAACGUCACACGAGCGCAGUGAAGGAGUCUGCUUACAAGGAUAGCUCGUUGCGCAACACAGGCACCGAGUCUAAGGGCGUAGCUUCAAUUCCACGUCGGCCGCGAGCUCAAGGGCGGGGGGCGCUCACACCGCAACGCCGCCGUACCGCCCGCUCGGCUACCAGUUGCGGCUCUCGUUGCUGCCAGAGAGCACCGUGAUUCCAGUGGCAAACCAGCCAGAAAAUGGUUUCGCGCUCAUCACCCAGGCCCACGGCCCCGACACGGCACCGACGUUCGCGCGAAACCGCACAGCGAUGGGUUCCACCACGGCUCCACAGGUCUCUGGCAGUCCUGACCAUGCUCGCGACAUUGAGUUGCGCGACGCUCGCCCAGCAAGAUGCCCAGGCGGUUCAGGUUACCGGUGCGCCAGCACUCCAUGGGUCUCGUUCAAUACUCACGGCAGCACCGCCGGUGACGACAAUGUCCGUCCCAGGCUGGGAGCAGUCCACGGAUGCUCCGCUCGAGUUGCGGCUAAGGAGAAGAAACAACAAGAGUGACGACGAUGUGACUACUACUACAACGGGUGGAAGUGCCGGCAAAUCCAAGGUCUCGACGAUUCUCACGAUAUCCGUUGAUAGAUCGGCAACAACGCCUUCACCGACGCCCGAGGCGUCGCAGUCCCCUCUACCAUCUCCGUUCGACAACAACAUCUCUUCCGAUUUCAAGUUGGACUCAUCCGAUAACCGCUGUCCCAACUUCAUGUCCAGUCUCCUCUCCGACCCUACCUUCAAGAGCUGUUAUCCCAUUUCCAUGCUGUUUCAGACAUCAAGAGGCUUCUUCGAUGCCGAAAAGAAGCUUCUGAGCAUCGUCCGCGUCCUCGACGCCUCCUGCAAAGCAGACGUCUCCACGUGCACCAAUUUUCUCAGCCAAGCCGCCCAAAAUCUUACUACCGAGGCCAAUUGCAAGGCCGAGAUAGAUCGGCGUCAGUCUCUGGUACUCGCAGCCUGGCGCGGCCUGAAGGCGUACGAGGUACUCUAUAAGGCAACCUGCCUGCAGGAUAAAUCCACGAGCAUGUACUGCUUCGCCAAUGCCGUAACCAAUCUCACCACCCCGUCCGACUCGUUUUUGUAUCUCGUGGCCUUCGGCCUCGCCCUUCCUGGGUCGUCGACACCGUCCUGCAACUGGUGCAACCAAGAGACCAUGGCCAUUUAUAGGGCUGCCUCGGCCGAUAGGCAACAGUUUGUUGCCGACAAAUACGAACCCGCCGCGAGGCAGGUCAACGCCGUCUGUGGACCCAACUUUGUGAACGGCACGUUGCCCGCGGCACAGUCGGGGGCUGGUGCGGUGUUGGUCUCGUCUUACACCUUUGCCCUAGCGGGCUUCUUUGCAUUGGGAGCUUUGCUGUAGUGGCACCCAGCAAAGGGCGACAAUCUUGUGCGUCCACCUUGUUACGCUCGAACUUCAUACUGCAAAAUCAGCGGCUACGGCUGGCACCGAUACCCGUGCACCCGUCACCAAAUUCCCUCGAAUAUCGCGCCGAGGCGGCAUUGAGUCUACAUGCCUUGGGUCCAUUCUGAUACAUAUUUCUCCCGCAUUCAACGAUAAUUUCUGCAUCACAUUGGAUCUUUGAGAGGGGGCCCAGGAUCCCCCCCCCCCUUCCGGAAGCGAACUGUACAUGAGAAGAGCAGCCCGCCGAGGCCAUCAGGCGGAUAUAUUCGCGCGAGGACCUUGAUCAUUUUAAACACCCUAAUUUCUGUGUUCAUGUCUCGGACAGAUGGAUAGAUUUCUUUUACUUUUCAUUCAUGUAAUACUUGAUUCAGCGCAGGGACGCCAGGACAGGACGGCCAAAACAGCCGGGAAAGGGGGGUCUCUGGGACGAGUCCGCAUGCGCAAGUCGAGCCAACAAGGAGGGUAGUGCGGUGGUUUGCCAUGACGCCGAGGCGCUGGCCUGGUGCGGGAGAGCCCUUGAGGUGUAAAGUACAGGUACAAACAAGCAGUCAAAAGCUACACCCGAGCACGGCCGUGCUCGAUGGCUCGACAGCCUGAACCGGAUCUCUCUGUGAAGACAUGUGUACGAGACAUGACCUGCUGAGACGCCAGGCCGCCUAAAACCCGUGCUCGCCUUUCAAGGCGCCCUGGGCCGCAAC
This is a messenger RNA of Purpureocillium takamizusanense, 2821 nucleotides long. RefSeq lists its product as uncharacterized. The record is from RefSeq and is a predicted model, not a curated record. The transcript is spliced from 2 exons. Lineage: Eukaryota; Fungi; Ascomycota; Sordariomycetes; Hypocreales; Ophiocordycipitaceae. Bases 918 to 2081 code for a protein of 387 amino acids.